Molecule: messenger RNA, 2430 nt
Organism: Anguilla rostrata (American eel)
Lineage: Eukaryota; Metazoa; Chordata; Actinopteri; Anguilliformes; Anguillidae
Gene: wdr54
Product: WD repeat domain 54
Exons: 10
Coding region: 524-1534 (336 amino acids)
Molecular function (GO): protein binding
Source: RefSeq, a predicted model, not a curated record
GCUAACGUCAUUAGCACUACUAGGACUGCUGGUCGACGUUAAUCUCAGGCAGAUGCUAAAUUAGUAGUCUAAUUUAUCUGAUGAAAUCACCAGGCACUAAUUAUUAUUUUGUAUUGCCCGUCCAAGUUCGACUGUGCUUCAUAAAUAGUUACAGUAGUUGGCUGCAUGUCAAGUUACGGCUUGGUGGGUGACAUGCCCCAUUCGUUCAUAGUACGUUGCAUCUAAAAAAGGAUGCAGCUAUAACGUAGUUUAUGAAAUCGCAUUCAUUCAUUUUUUUUUCAUUAAUUUUUUUUCAACAAAGUCAAGAGUUCUGCGACUCGUUAAAAACAGAACAACAAAAAAAGAAAAAAUCAAUAACGUGGCUGUUAAGUUUUGCGUACUUAAUUGAUAAAGCUACAGUACACUUCACUCUACUGGGUAGAACUGUCACCUCACAAGGAGAAGGUCUUGGGUCCUGCGUGGAGUGCAUAUUCUCGUGGACACUCCGGUUUCCUCCCGCAGCCCAAAGGAGCCCGGACUAAGUAUGUAUCACAAAGAGAAAAGCAUUCAAAUCAAGAGCAGUGCCUCUGCGUUGUAUAACAAUCUAAGUGUGCUGCGCAUCGCUCCCCGCUCACUUACCUACUUCACUGUGGUUCAUGCCAAUGUGGUCAACAUGGUGAGUGCAUCCUGGGAUGGCCUCAACUUCUCCCAUCGUCAGCUACAGUCCAAAGAGGGCAACAUUGCAGCCAGCUCCUCACUCAUCAUGCAGGCAUCAUGGUGUGUUCUCCCUUCUCGAGAGCUUCUGGUUCUCACCUCCCAGAAGGGCAUCCAGAUGUACGAGUCAGAUGGAUCCAUCAUGGUGUAUUGGCAUGCCCUAGACAUUCCAGAAACACCCACAGCCCAGGCAGUGUUUGCUCGGGGCAUAGCUGCUGUACGGGAAAACUACAUAUGCGUGGGUGUGUCAUCUGGCUCAGUGCUGGUGUUUGAUGUUCCAAGUAAAGGAAGCAACAUCAUGUUAUCAGAGGUGUUGGAGGAGCACAGGGAGUCCAUUACAGACAUGGCUUCAGAAUGUUCUGGCAGCCAGGAGUGCAUUGCUGACCUAGUCACUGCAGAUGAUUCCGGAAUCCUCUGUGUCUGGAAAUCUGGAGAGGACUUUGAGCUGCUCAAUAAGAUCCCCGGUUUUGAUGUCUGCUGCUCCUCAGUGAAGUUGUGGAAAGGUACAGUGGUGGCAGGGUAUGGCACAGGACAGAUCCGGCUGUAUGAAGCUGUGACAGGCAUUGUGCACGCUGAGGUCAACGCCCACGCACGCUGGAUCUACUCACUGGACAUUGCCCCCUUCUCUGGUCUGUUGCUGUCUGGUGCUGAGGACUCCCUGGUGCGAGUUUGGCAUCUCACGCUAACCCCAGAGACAAACAGUGUGGAGAUUGAGCACCUGUACAGCGAGUGCGUCACCGACACCCAAAUCUGUGGAGCCAAGUUCUGCGAUGGGGAUGGAUAUGCCUUCGCCGUGACAGGAUACGACUUGAGCGAGAUUAUCCGCUACACGCAGGCGUAGCAUGCCUUGGUGUGUGUGUGUGUGCUUGCCUGCGCAUGUGUGUACGUGUCUGAGACUAGUGCCAUGUUUAUGUGGUGCACUGUCACGCUUCCACAGCAACAGGAAAGGCAGCCAGUAGGGCAACAUUCAUUCAUGAUGCCAUGUGUUGCAACCAGCACUGCAUUGGUUCAAAACUAUAAAGUUACCUGCUUCAUGUUCUGGGCCAGGGGUGUCCAGAUGUUUGUUUUAUCCCAGCACUGUGACACUAAUUGUUCUUAUCAAGGUUUUGAUUGAAGACUAUGAUUUGGUAAUCAGUUGAAUCUGGUGUCCUUGUGCUGGGUUAAAACAAAAAUCUGCACCGACACUGGCCCUGUUCUAGUUUUACCUGGGUGAAAAUGGAAAUGACAGGGCCAGGAUGGGAAAAAGAUAAGAUCUUUUUUUUUUUUCCUGAUCAGCUGUAAUUGUGGCUUCAUAUAUCUGGUGACGAGCGUACAUCGGUUCGCACCUGUGAGUGUGAAGAUGACAGCAGUAUGUUCUGUGACAGGUGUGCCUAUUAGUCACAGACAGCAGAAAUGCAGAUUUAGUACCAUCAUGUACCAUCAGCCACCUACAUUUUAGCACAGGAUUUUAUCAUGACCUGUUGACUUGGAGGUACCUUAGAAUGUGUGUACAGUAUGUACUCUUAAAAUGCGUUUAUAAAUGUAUUUAUUUUAGAAAUUAUAUAUGUAGUUGUACAGCUGAUUUGGUACAUAUUUGUCAUCGUGCUUUGAACGUUCAUGAGUUUGUGGAACAUGAGUAGCCGAUUUUUGGUAUUUUAGUUUCUGGGUUGCAUUCUGGUUUUUGGUUUUAUUUAAAGCUUUUUCUUUUACAUUCUCAGUUUGUUUUUGGUUUACAAAUAAAAUGUCUACUAAAACCUG